CUGGAAGAGGAGAUCCGCGCCACCCUACGGCGCCGCGUGGUCGAGUCGGUCCGCGGCGGCGAGGCGCCGUUCGUGCCUGUGCUGUGCGGUUCGGCCUUCAAGAACAAGGGCGUGCAACCGCUCCUCGAUGCCGUGGUCGACUACCUGCCGUCGCCGGGCGACGUGUCCCCCAUCAGCGGGCUCGAUCCGCGCAAGCCGGACGAAGUGAGGGUCGAGCGCCCGGCCGACGACGACGCCCCGUUCUCGGCGCUGGCGUUCAAGAUCAUGACCGACCCGUUCGUCGGGCAGCUGACGUUCAUCCGCGUCUACUCCGGCGUGAUGAAGUCGGGCGCGUCCGUCUUCAAUCCGGUGCGGGGCCGCCGGGAGCGGGUAGGCCGCCUGCUCAAGAUGCACGCCAACAAGCGCGAGGAGAUCCGGCAGGUGUACGCUGGCGACAUCGCCGCCGCGGUCGGCCUGAAGAGCGUCGGCACCGGCGACACGAUCUGCGAUCAGCAGUCCCGGUCGUGCUCGAGUCGAUGGAGUUCCCCAGCCCGGUGGUCUCGCUGGCGAUCGAGCCCGAGACCGAAUCGGACCAGGAGAAGCUGGCGACGGCGCUGGCCCGAUUGA
Molecule: messenger RNA, 606 nt
Organism: Geodia barretti
Lineage: Eukaryota; Metazoa; Porifera; Demospongiae; Tetractinellida; Geodiidae
Source: the annotation of a GenBank genome assembly